Molecule: messenger RNA, 2630 nt
Organism: Drosophila willistoni
Lineage: Eukaryota; Metazoa; Arthropoda; Insecta; Diptera; Drosophilidae
Product: cell division cycle 7-related protein kinase
Exons: 1
Coding region: 243-2384 (713 amino acids)
Biological process (GO): protein phosphorylation; mitotic DNA damage checkpoint signaling
Cellular component (GO): nucleus
Molecular function (GO): ATP binding; protein serine/threonine kinase activity
Source: RefSeq, a predicted model, not a curated record
AUAACAGAUUAAAACAUUAUUCUGUAUAGUUAGUCUUUUUUUUUUAGUAACUCGACAUUUUCUAGCACAAAAUUUAAAUAUAAAAACCCUUUAACGAAAUUAUUGUAAAUAUUUAUUGCGGGCUAACACCUUACCUGAUUUAAGAGCGGCCUAUCUCAAUUGUUGACCAACAUCUUCUUAUUCCCAAACUGCGAUUCGUAAAGAUAUAGAAAUAGCAAGCAAAUUGUAGAUGGAAUACGUAAAUGCUUACUAGAUUUCUGAUCAACAAAAUGGAUAGAAAAACGCAACAGCAGCAGCCACAGCAAUCUCAUAAGCAACUAACGCAUCGGUAUUCAACUAGAAUGGUGGCCCAAGAAGUAACCGCAACUAUAACCACGACUCCAGCCGCAGCAACAGGAGGUUCAACGGCAACAGUUGGCAAUGGAUCACCGAGAGGAAAGAAAAACGUAAUGACCGAUACCAAAUCAACUACAAACCGUUUUAAUCGAAGGCAAGGUGGUGCAGCACUGAAUCGGGAUGAUGGAGAGAAAGAUCUGGUGGAUAACAAUAUGGGAAUGAUCUAUCGUUACUAUGACAAUCAUAGCGGAAUGGCUCUACCUUCAGCUCUGCCCAGUCAUCAGGCUAUAAUUAGUCAAUCCGUGAGUAGGGUACAGGAACUGACGGACAAAAUGACGCGAACUGCGCGUCGCAAUGCCAUUAAAGAGCUAUCCUCAAUACAUCUACGCACUUUGCAUGCUAACGAUAAGAACAAGGAGGCCCUAAGGGAACUGCAAGAGACUAUUCCGGAGAUAAGUAAAAUUUUUGAUGUCCAGUUUCGCAUUGGCAGUGGCACAUUCAGCACUGUCCUCUUGGGAACCCUUCAGCGAGAGCGUUCUCUGCCGGAAACCCAGCGUCGACGUUACGCGAUCAAGCAUCACAAUCCGACUAGUCAUCCGGAGAGGAUUCUACGCGAAUUGGAGUGCAUGUUUCGCAUUGGUGGGGUGAACAAUGUGAUAGGGAUCAAUUGCUGCAUCCGUUACAAUGAGAACGUAGCUUUUGUGAUGCCCUACAUGACACACGAUCGCUUCCACGACAUCUAUCGCAACAUGAGCCUGCAGGAGGUAAAAGAUUACAUUAGAAAUCUUCUAAUAGCCUUGAGACAUGUACACAAGUUCAAUGUGAUCCAUCGGGAUGUAAAGCCGAGUAAUAUAUUGUAUAAUCGUCGCACGGGAAAGUUUCUCCUUUGUGACUUUGGUUUGGCCCAACGAAUUGCAGAGGACGGCACUGUCAUCCAGUCCAGUGACCUGAGCUCUGCGGCAGCUGCCGCUCUCCUAAGGGACAUGGAGGCAGCACGUCAUUUGUUGAUGCAGAAUGGAUUUAGUGCCCAGGACGAAGCCGACGAAUAUCUUGCCAAGGCUAGUAGGGAGCGAGCUUUGGGCGGUGGUGGAGGAGUUGAUCAUGAUAUCAAUGUGGAGCAACGCAAGGCACUAGCUCAGACUCAUCUGACGAAAAAGGAAUUGGCUGCCCAAAAGGCCGACACCUUGCGGCUCGUUAAUCGUCUGCGCUUCAUGAAUUCCACUGUGGAUCCCAACAAUUAUGUGGUAUCUACCAAAACCCAGCGCAAGGAGACUCAUGCUUCAAGGGCUGGAACGCCAGGAUAUCGCCCGCCAGAGGUCCUAAUGCGAUAUCCUUACCAAACCACAGGCGUGGACAUUUGGGCCGUGGGAGUGAUCAUGCUGUCGUUUCUCUCGUCGCUGCAUCCUUUCUUCAAGGCCCCCAAUGAUUGUGCUGCAUUGUCGGAGAUCAUAAAUCUCUUUGGUGAUAUACAGGUGCGCAAGACCGCCUUUAUGCUGGACCGUUUGCUUCUACUCACUCAGAAGGUGGCUGCUCUAGACCUACGUCGGGUGUGCAUGCGGUUUCGCCUAGCCGACUUUUUCCUUUCACCGGACAAUCAGCGUCGACAUAGAAGAGCUGAUGGCAGCACCGAAAUGUGCCGCAAUUGUGAUCAACCUACAUACAACUGCGUCUGCAAGAACACCAAUCAUGACAUGGAGCAAUACGAAGGUUUAGAUAUGUUUCCACUUCAGGCCUACGAUCUUCUCGCCCGCCUCCUCGAAGUUGAUCCCACUAAGCGCAUCACCGCCGACGAGGCAUUGAAGCAUCCAUUUUUCAGUGAUCAUCAUCGCAUUACGUCAGGAAUUCCCCUGCAGCAGCAGCAGCAGCAAAAACAUCAUCAAUCCAAUCAGUCACUUCCGGCCAUACGUCAGAGGGAAACUCUCACCAUGGCAGCCUCUCGGACUUUGAAACCCUAUACCCCCUAUGCAGUAACAGCUGCUCCUCCAACCUCUGAUGCAGUGAAGCCAAAUGUUGUACAACAAGCGGGCCCAACUACCAAUCGCAUGUAGUCGAUGCCGAAACGAAGAAGCUUAGUUUGUUCUUCCUUUCAUUCUAUAUAUAUUUUUACAUUCGAGUGUGCCAGGAGCUGGCAAACCUUUCGACUAAUUGCGCAACAAACUAAAAAAAAAACAAAUUAUAAUGUGGCAAGAAAUUUCUUUUAUGAAAAUAUCUUUGGGAUACUUUUCAUCCCAACUCCUUACAAAAAAUGUAAAACAAAUUUCAUAUCAAUAUAUUGAAUAUUUGUACUUCCUUUA